This is a messenger RNA of Athalia rosae (coleseed sawfly), 2205 nucleotides long. RefSeq names its product venom serine carboxypeptidase. Bases 307 to 1713 code for a protein of 468 amino acids. Lineage: Eukaryota; Metazoa; Arthropoda; Insecta; Hymenoptera; Athaliidae. Gene Ontology annotation, molecular function: serine-type carboxypeptidase activity. The transcript has 2 exons. Gene Ontology annotation, biological process: proteolysis. The record is from RefSeq and is a predicted model, not a curated record.
CACUCGACGCUGGUUUUCUGCGGCGAUUCGACGCAAGUGAGAUGGCACUUUAAAUCGCUUAAAAUCGAAUUGACAAUGAGACGAACGGUCGACGGUCGAAAAGAUGAUUAGUAAACUUCGUAAACUUGCAUGAUUACCACGCUGAUAAUCAGUGCCAACUACGAAGUCCGCAAUCGCCGAGUUAUCAGACGCGGUUAUUUGCGUCGCAGACCAACCGUAAUCUCGAUUCAGACUACAGGCAUCGGAUGAGCAAGCACGGGUGAUAAACUACGUUCUGUCGAUCUUUGGGAUUCAAGUACUCUAACCAUGAUCGCGCACUGCCUGAAACUUCUUUUACUAUCGCUGCUGAUUUUCAACGAUGUUUCCGGCUCGUUCAACCCCUACCCGAAGCUGAAAAAUCAUCCGUUGAAAGAUGGAGAAGAUGCCGGUGAGCCUUUGUUCCUCACGCCUCUCAUCGAAGCUGGAAAAAUAGAAGAGGCUAGAAAGGCCGCUUCUGUACAACAUGAAGAAAUGCAUGAUAUUCUCAGCUAUGCAGGAUACCUCACCGUCAACAAGGAGUACGAGUCCAACUCCUUCUUCUGGUUCUUUCCGGCCCAGGUGAGUCCCAAAACUGCACCAGUGGUUCUGUGGUUGCAAGGAGGUCCGGGAGCGACAUCUUUGUUCGGCUUGUUCACAGAGAAUGGCCCAUUCCGAGUGACUCAGAAUAAGACACUGGCGAUGCGAAAGUACUCUUGGACAAAAUCGCACAGCGUUCUCUACAUCGAUAAUCCGGUUGGCACGGGUUACAGUUUCACAAAAAAUGACAAGGGUUACGCAACCAAUGAGACGCACGUCGGUAGAGAUGUGCACACUGCUCUGGUCCAGUUUUUCAAACUCUUCCCCGAACUGAAGAAUAAUGAAUUCUUCGUCACUGGUGAAUCAUAUGGAGGAAAAUAUGUGCCAGCAGUGUCUCACGCCAUCAAGGACUUCAAUAUCAAGGCUGACCUCAAGAUAAACUUGAAAGGCUUAGCUAUUGGAAAUGGACUAACAGAUCCGGAAAACCAGAUGGUCUACGGAGAUUAUCUUUACCAAAUUGGUCUCCUGGACUCGAACGGUAGAGACUUAUUUCACCAGCUCGAAGAGGAGGGCCGCAAAUUGAUUCAGGCGAAGAAAUUUGACGAGGCAUUCGGUGUUUUUGACAAGCUACUAAACGGUGACUCAGGGGGCGGCACGCUCUUCAAAAACUUGACCGGAUUUGAUUUCUAUUUCAACUACUUGCACAACAAAGAUAGCCAGGAGUCGGACUGGAUGUCCGAGUGGGUCCAGCGUGUGGAUGUUCGCCGAGCCAUCCACGUAGGCAAUAAUUCCUUCCACACCGAAGACAAAACGGUCGAAGAACAUCUGAAAUCCGACAUCAUGCAAUCUCUGGCAAUCCUCAUUGCGGAUUUGACACAGCAUUAUCGUGUCAUACUCUACAAUGGACAGCUUGAUAUCAUCGUGGCUUAUCCGACUACAGAGAAUUACUUGAAGAAUCUCAAAUGGGCAGGGGCAGAGGAGUACAAAAAGGCUGUUAGAAAACAGUGGUGGGUCGACAAGGAACUUGCAGGAUAUUCAAAGACUGCGGGCAACCUGACAGAGGUGCUCGUUAGAAAUGCUGGUCACAUGGUGCCAUCCGAUCAACCACGAUGGGCCCUCGAUUUGAUAUUGAGAUUGACAAGAAACAAACCAUUUUAAGUCUUUCUGGCAACUCAAAAAUUUUGCUACGAGCGGAACGUGGGUCUAAAAAUAGUCGUGAAUAUUGAUAUUAUUUUUAUAGCCUAUUUUCGAGUCAUCGAAUUCUUUGAUAGUAAGUAUGUAAUCGUUUACACAGGGCAUAACUGCUGUAAUGUAGGUUUAGUGUGCUGACCAAAAAGCUUCAGCAUAUUUGAACUGGUCUCAUUGUCAGCGAUAUUUCGACUGUGAUAUUGCACAGGGAUUCCCAUCCCUUGAACUUAAGCUACUGUAAUUCCUAUUUCCAGCAUAUUUGACCAUGGCUUUAUCAGUGAUUGCAAGUGGGUUAUUUGGGAUGAUAGUCGUAUGUUUUUAUAGUAUGAUGGAGCUGCAGUCAGUCGGGUCGCAACAAGAGGCUUUUAGUUUAAAUAUUUUGUUGAAUAUUUGUAGCUCCAUUUAUUUUUUUGUACUCCAAGUUGGUAUAAUAAGUCCUAAUAAAAAUCAUGUGUACAUUCA